Molecule: messenger RNA, 705 nt
Organism: Oncorhynchus keta (chum salmon)
Lineage: Eukaryota; Metazoa; Chordata; Actinopteri; Salmoniformes; Salmonidae
Product: zinc-binding protein A33-like
Exons: 3
Coding region: 49-705 (218 amino acids)
Molecular function (GO): protein binding
Source: RefSeq, a predicted model, not a curated record
CUCUCAGACAUGCAUUAUAAAUGAACUCAAAGAUGUAUUGAUGAAUCAAUGAUAUUAAUGAAUAUAUACUCUACUUUCCAGAACUUCAAGACCAUGAAGGAAAGAGCCCAGUGCACAAUGCCAGAUCCACAGCUGGUGUCAGGGGGGCUGAUAGACGUGGCCAAACACCUGGGAAACCUGAAGUUCAGAGUCUGGGAGAAGAUGCAGGAGAUCAUCAAACACACUCCUGUGAUUCUGGACCCCAACACUGCAUCCUCCUGGCUCUGUCUGUCUGAUGAUCUGACCAGUGUGAGUUGUAAUGACCCAGAGCAGCAGCUCCCUGACAACCCAGAGAGAUUCAUGAAGUAUGCUAAUGUUCUGGGCUCUAAGGGGUUCAGCUCAGGUAAACGCAGCUGGGAGGUGGAGGUGGGGGACCAUCCUGACUGGACCCUGGGCGUGCCUAAAGAGUCAACUGACAGGAAGGGGGAGCUGUUUACAUCACCAAAGUAUGGAAUCUGGGCUAUACGGCAGGAUAGUGGUAAGUAUAGUAAUGGAAAGGGAGAGACCCUCCUCCUGAAGAAGAAACCCCAGAGGAUCAGAGUUCAGCUGGACUACGACCAGGGGGAGGUGUCCUUCUACGACUCCAAAGACAUGACACUCAUCUACACUCAUAAAGACACAUUCACUGAGACUCUACCCGUACUUCACUUUUGGAUCAGCUGGUGA